AUGGAGCACAUACCUUUGCCAGUUCUUUCAUUUAUUUUAUCAAUUGUUGGGUCUUGGAAUCACAUUGUAGCACUCGCAGUGGUAUGCAAGAGAUGAAAGAAGGCCAUUGAAAAUGCAGAGCAUUACAUAACCUUUCAAGGAUCAAGGAAUCCAAAACUGAUUCCUGGCAAUGCACAAAUUUCAGAUUGCUUACUUCGAUUUGCAAAAGGCUGAAAGAUUGCUUCUUUAGACUUGAAAAAUACCCAAAUCUCCGAAUUCAUUUUAGCCGAGCUCAUCAUUUUGCAGCCUUGACUAAUCAAAAUUGACAUUUCAAACACCACUUCAGUCAAAUUUGAGGAUCUUUUGAAUUACAUAGCAGAAAAGCUAGAAGCCCAUGGACUGCCAAGCAACUCGAGCUUUAAUUUAAAAGAAAUUCGUCUUCCUAUGCACGAAAUCUCAUCAUGACCUACUGAAAAUUUUCUAAAACUCAUUAAUUUUUUCCCAAAUUUGGUUAAAUUUUAUGCUGGACAACUGCAGGUGUCAUAUGAGGACUUCAAACUUAUAGUAGAUAAGCUGGAAAAGCUUGAAAUUUUAUUCUGCUCAAUCCCGAAAAACGCAAUUGACGAGUUUUAUCAAACAACGGAAAUCCAAUGAUCCAAUAUGCUAAAAAAGUCUGCACUAAAGAUUCUAUUCCUGGGAUCUGCUAAGCUUUUAACUCAAAAUCUGAAAAUUCCAAAAAUUACAGUUAUAUCAGAUGAUAUUUUCAGCAUUUUACAAAGCUUGAAAUCCAAAGAUGACUUAAUAAACCUGGAAACCUGGCUAAAUCUUGGAGGAGAUGUGAAUUAUUAUGCCCAAAACGCAGAUGAGGAACCCAUCAUAGUCUUUUUUCCGUGGAAGUCUGAUGAAGAUUUAAUGGUUGAAGCUUAUAGACUAAUGAUAAUGCAUGGACUUGACUUAUCAAAGCAUGACACUUAUUCUGUAACGUCUUGAUAUAAUUAAAUUGCUUCUGGGGUGGCCAUAUUGGCUAUGUAUCAUCAAGGAUCCUUUAGGCUCAUCCGCUUUGCGAUAUUCCUGCUGGCGCUUUAGCAGCUGCCUCAAACACUAUUUUGCUCCUCCUCCAAACUCUCCAUAACAUCUAGAAAAUCGGCGGAUGAGAACGACUACUCCUUGCGGCUCUAGUGCUGGGUGGCGGACUAUGGACCUCUGCGGAUCUUUAUUGAGCAAUUGAAAGCUAGUUUGGUCCAAGGAGAAGCAACCUGAGUCUAACUGACAUUGGGUGCCUGCGCUAAGUAUUUAGAGAAAAAAUCUGGACCUAGGCCACAACCCUGGUAUCAUAAUGAGUUCCACCUUCAGGUCAAGAAGGAUACUGCCAGGUUAUCAAACCUGGCUGAGCCUAUCUAGCUCUACUGCUAAGCUUGACAGUUGGCUCUACCUGGCAGUCUGGUUCCGCCUGCCUCUACUGGCUCAACCUGGCCAUCUGGCCAUCUGGCCAUCUGGACAUCUGGCAGUCUGGUUUUACUUGGCUUUACCUCAAGUUCUAUAGGGAUUUCAUGUAUAUUAAUAGUAUUUUGUAACGAUGACCAUCUAAUAUUAAAUCAAAAAAAAAUAUAUUUAAUUACAAUUCUUUAAUUGCUGGGCUUGUGCAUUGUAUUUAAAAUCGCUCUAUAGUUUUAUAAUAAAUAAUUUUAUUAGCUACAAAUAAAGUAGAGAUACAUAGAGAAAAAAUGAUAAAAAUCUAAGAGAAUUUUAAUUAUCAAUUUAUUUCAUCUUUUUAAAUUUAGAAACAAAAAUAUUGACGUAGAGAAAAACUAAAUUUUAUGUCGAAAAAAUAUAAAUACAAAAAAUUUAAGAAAUUAUGCGUUAUCUGAUCUAUUGCUCGGUUUGUCAUUAAUAAAUAAACCCAUUAAAAUUCUUAUUUUAAUUAUACUAUAAAGUAGUCAUAGGAAAUAAGACAAAGCCUGCCCGAAAUACAUAAACCCAUAUAAGACUGGAGUCUCGGCUGAUUUCUCACCCAGUUCAGCUAGAGAGGUUAAGAAAUAUUGCCAAGAGGUCGUUAUUUUUAUUUAUAUUAUUCUGUGACAUCAACAUAUUUAAAUGCGGCCAUAGAAAAUAAUUAUAAAGAACUCGCAAAGCUUUUUAUUCACUGCGGAGUUGAUGCAUGACCCAUAAACCGAUAUAACUCAAUUGAGUUGCCAGCCAUGGCUUUUGCAGCAGCAAAAGGAGACCCUUCAUGGAUUCAACUAUUAAUUGAUGAAAAGAUCCCUAUAAAUUGUGGACCUCGGUAUUGUAGCCCUCUAUGCCUGGCAGUUAAAUGGCGCAACGCUGUGACUUUUAAAUUCCUCUGCAGGGCUCCAUGUCAAAUGAUCAUAUACUUUUGAUUGUGUACAUUUCAUCGAAAUACAUUUGUCAGAAUUUUUUAAAUAGAGUGACGUUUAAUCAAAAUUUAUGGGAUUUUUAGUGAAAUGUCUUCACUAUCAAAAAGAUUUUAACCAAUUUUUGACCAAAUGACUUCAAUGAAAUUUUACACUAUCAAAAGUGCACGAUCGUUGGACCUACACCCUCCUCUGUAAUAAUUUUGAACAGGAUUUCCGUUGCCCAAUCCACAAAAAUUUAAUGCUUAAUAAUGUAGUGUUUCUUAAAGAAGCACUAAAAGAAAGGAAUUUUCACAUUCCCAGUGUUAUUUUAUAUGAGGUUGCUCAGUAUUCUAUUGAGUUUGAUAAAUACGAUGAUUCUUUGCUCUUUAUUACCAUUUUAGCAGAAAAAGGAGUGGCUAGCCAAGAACAAGAAAUUUUAAAUGAAAUAUGAAGCCAGCCCAAUCAGUGAUUUGGAGAUGCAGCAUCAAAACCAUUAAUGUAUUUACCCCUUCCUCAAGACCUAUGGCAAAUUUAUUUUUUAAAAAAAAUUCUGAAGUAAAAAAUUGAAAAAAAUCUAUGCAAACUAUCUGAAUUUAAAAAAAUUAGCUAGAAAUCUCAUUAUAAGAAUUAUUAAUUAGAUAAAAGUUUUUAUAUUAAAAUUUGUAUUCUGGGAUUAAAUUCCAAAUUUUUUGUUGCCCUUAAAGGUAAAGUUAGCAGCAAAGAAAAAAGCUAAAAUCAUAUUGGAAAAACUAAUUGAGUUAAAAUUUGAUAUAAAUAUUCGUGAUGAAUUUGGAAGAACUUGCGUAAGUGCUGCAACAAUAUAUGGCUAUUUUGAUGUUAUUAGCUAUUUGCUUGAAAAUGGUGCAAAUAUUAAUCUUUGUGAUAAUUCUGGGAAUUCGCCUCUUCAUUAUGCAGCAAAAAAUAAGUAUAUCGAGAUUUUUCAGUUUCUUAUCCAGCAUAAUGCAGAUUUGGGUAAGCAUAAUAAUGAUGGAAAAACCCCUUUGAUGCUUGCUAAAAUUCAAAAGGAAAAUGAAAUUGUUCAGAUUUUUGAAAAAAAUAAAAAUUCUGAUGAAUCAAAAUGCAUCAUAUUCUAG
This is a messenger RNA of Blepharisma stoltei, 3427 nucleotides long. The record is from the annotation of a GenBank genome assembly. Lineage: Eukaryota; Ciliophora; Heterotrichea; Heterotrichida; Blepharismidae.